Molecule: messenger RNA, 12466 nt
Organism: Archocentrus centrarchus (flier cichlid)
Lineage: Eukaryota; Metazoa; Chordata; Actinopteri; Cichliformes; Cichlidae
Gene: bptf
Product: bromodomain PHD finger transcription factor
Exons: 31
Coding region: 208-10473 (3421 amino acids)
Biological process (GO): regulation of transcription by RNA polymerase II
Cellular component (GO): NURF complex
Molecular function (GO): RNA polymerase II cis-regulatory region sequence-specific DNA binding
Source: RefSeq, a predicted model, not a curated record
AAAAUGGCGGCUCUAGGCGAACCUGAACGGGACGCCGGGCUAACAUUUUGAGCUUUCACACCCGAAAAGACACGGGGGCUUCAAGGGGUCACUGCACCAUUUUAAUCCUCGCCGGUUCAGCUUUGCGGCGGUACCGCUUUCGCUCGCGUUCGUGCAGGCUAAGCAGACGCAAACAUUGGGAGCGUAAAAUAAUAGAUUUCGCCUAUCAUGAGAGGGAAAAGGGGCAGGCCGCCCAAACCGCUACAAACCGAGGAGCCAUCUCCAGCUGCGGCCCGGGGCUUGCGACCUAGGAGGAAUCUGAAGCCCAGGCUGAGGGACAGCGGAGACGAGGACGCCGAGAGCCCCACAAGGGAAACCGUAAAGACGCAGAGAAAGAGAAGAGGGGGCUCGUCAACACGGGGCAGGGGACGAGGCAGAGGAGGUGUUGGUAGUGGUGGUGGUGGCGGCAGAGGAGGCAGAGGUGGCCGUGGAGGAAGGCGGACGGCUGCGUCCAAAGCGGUGGUGUACGACGACCACGAGAGCGAGGAGGACGACGAUGCUGUCAGCCUGAGGUCGGAGGAAGAUGAGUUUAUUGAGGAGGAACCUCAAUCCGAGGAGGAAGAGGCCCUCAAAGAGGACUCUGACUGCCUGGAAGAUGACAUGCUGGACGAAGAGGAGGAGGAUGGUGCCAGCUACUGCACAGAGAGUAGCUUUCGGAGUCAGAGCACACACGCCAGCACUCCGGGGAGGAAAAAAGCGCGAGCUCCCCGACCCCGAACUCCCGUUCUUGAAGAAAAGGAGAUCCCUUCUGUUCAGCUUCCCGACACCUCUGAGGACCUCCUGGUGCUUAAUGAGGAGUUGCUCAACGCCAUCUCCAUCUAUGAGGUGCUGCGGAACUUCAGCACGGUGCUGCGUCUCUCCCCAUUCCGCUUUGAGGACUUCUGUGCAGCACUGGUAGGCCAGGAGCAAUGCACUUUAAUUGCAGAGACCCAUAUUUCUCUGUUGAAGGCCAUCCUGCGUGAGGAGGACUCCUCCAACACUACCUUUGGCCCUGCCGACCUCAAGGACAGUGUCAAUUCCACUCUGUACUUUAUAGAUGGCAUGACGUGGCCUGAGGUGUUGCGGGCGUACUGCGAGAGUGAUGUGGAGUACCAUCAUGUUCUGAAAUACCAGGAGGUGGAUGAUUACCCCUAUGGCCCUCUUGAAAGUAAGAUUAAGGUGCUACAGUUUUUGGUGGACCAGUUCCUCACCACCAACAUCGCCCGCGAGGAGCUUAUGUCUGACGGCAGCAUGCAGUAUGACGACCACUGCCGCGUGUGUCACCGCCUGGGUGACCUCCUGUGCUGCGAGACCUGCUCAGCAGUCUACCACCUGGAGUGUGUGAAACCACCACUAGAGGCGGUUCCAGAGGACGAGUGGCAGUGCGAGAUUUGUGUGGCACACAAGGUGGCCGGUGUCACAGACUGCGUGCCUGAGGCACAGAAAUGUAGGCCCUACAUCCGCCAGGAGCCCAUUGGAUAUGACCGCCACCAGAGAAAAUACUGGUUCCUCAACAGAAGGAUUAUUGUUGAGGAGGACGGAGAGCAUGAGAAGAAAAAGAUCUGGUACUACAGCACCAAGGCUCAGCUGGAGGAGCUCAUGGAGUGCCUGGAUAAGGAGUACUGGGAGACGGACCUGCAUGCAACCCUUGAGGAGAUGAAGGAGGAAGUGCAGGCUCACAUGGACAUCACAGAGGACCUUACCAACAAAGCCCGUGGAAACAAUAAAGCCUACCUCACUGCGGUCAAUGAAGUUGUCGUGGAGCGUUUGAAGGUCAGGAGGGAGGCACGGGAAGCGAAGAGGCGAACAGAGGAGCCGAAGCAGGAAGCAGAUAGAGGUUCUGUAAAUACAGCCGAGGGCACUGCUGAGUCCACUUCACAGCACAACAAUGGAGAGAGCAAACCUGCUGAGCCAAUGGAAGAAGCUGCUUCACAAGCAGCUACCGUUCCCCCUGCUGCAAAAGAGAGCUGCACGUCAGCUCUCGACCCCGGCUCUGCCGCACUGGACGCAGCCGCGCCUAAAACAGGAUCCCUUGAAUCAAACAAGGAAACACAAGCUGCUCAGGAGAGCAGGGGGUCCGCUCCGGUGGCAGAGCAGGAAAGGACAGACGAGGCCUCGAAAGCGGAGUCUAGCGGCGAAGUCGGGCAGCCUGGUGACUCGCAGCCACCCCCGCAAAAUCAACCCCAACAGCCGCAGUCGUCUCAGCCAGAGGCAACAGACAGCAGCAGCCGGGUUCCUGGAUCAGUGAGUCCGAAGAAACCCGAACCACCUGACCUGGUCGACAGGUCUUCUCAGUCCUCUUUUACCAGCCAGGAUGGGACAGAGGAGUAUAAUGAAAGGGUCAAGAAUGAGAGAGCAGCAACGCGGGAAUCGAAUAACCAUACGCCCAGAAGCAGCAAGGAGUCCUCACCUGUUCGCUCUGAUGUCGAGUCUGUACGGCUCAGCUUCCUGAAAAGGGACCUGACAGUGAAUUUGAACAACUUGUUUAAACUGGGCCAAGAGGGGAAAUACAGGGUUUACCAAAACCAGUACAGCACCAACGUCCUGGCCCUCAACAAACAUCAGCACCGGGAGGACCACGACAAGAAACGCCACCUCUCCCACAAGUUCAGCUUGACCACCGCCUCGGAGUUCAAAUGGAACGGCUCGAUCUACGGUUCGAGAAGCCUGACCAUCUCCACCCUGCGUCUUACCAUCAUCCAGCUGGAGACAAACAUCCCCGGACCGUUUAUGCAUCCUAACUGGGCAUCGCACAGGACCAACUGGAACAAAGCGGUGCAGAUGUGCAGCAAGGCCAGAGAAUUUGCUUUGGCCUUGGCUAUACUGGAGUGUGCCAUCAAACCAGUGGUUAUGCUGCCUGUAUGGAAAGAAUCUCUUGGACACACGAGGCUACAUCGCAUGACCUCCAUGGAGCGGGAAGAGAAGGAGAAGGUGAAAAAGCGGGAGAAAAAACUGGAGGAUGAGGAAACGCUGCAGCAGGCCACGUGGGUGAAGUACACCAUCCCCAUCAAACACCAGGUGUGGAAGCAGAAAGGGGAGGAGUACAGAGUGACGGGGUAUGGUGGUUGGUGCUGGGUCAGUAGGACCCGCGUGGCACGUUUUGUUCCAAAGCUACCAGGAAACACAAACGUGAACUACCGCAAAGAACUGGAGGCAGCUAAAACGAGGAAAGAAAAUGCAGCAGAUUGCACAAACAAGCAGAAAAUGCCAAUGCAAACGGAGAAGCAGACAAUUCAGAACACAGCAGACGAGGGCAGAGAACAAGCAUCCGUCACGGAGUCAUCUCAGAGCGCGCCGUCAGAGGGGGACCACAAACCAGAGAACUCCAAAGAGGAAGAAAAGCCUGCAGGAGAGGAGCAGGGAAAAAAUUCUGAAGCGAAAAGAGAAGGUGAGAAAACGGAGGUUGAACCCUGCCCUGAAACUGAUUCUUCAAAUGUCAAGCAAGAUAAAGCUGAUAGCAAAGGCCCUUCCUCACCUGCUGCACAGCCCAUAAGGGACGAGCCAACCCAGAAACUUGAGCAACCCAAGAAGGAGGAGCCCGCAACGUCAAAACUCUUCUCUGACGUUGUCAAUGUCAGUGAGGGCUUCCAGCUGCGGACGGCUUAUAAGAAGAAAGUAAAGCCUUCCAAGUUGGAUGGGCUCCUGGAGCGCCGGGUGAAGCAGUUCACCUUGGAGGAGAAGCAGAGACUCGAGAGGUUGAGACAGGCAGCCCUGUCGUCCAAAACGGCUGUCGCAAAACCCGCUCCUGUUAUUAAGACUGAAGGAUCAGUCAAACAGCAGCCAGCUACGACCCCGUGUGUUAAAGUAGAAGAGAAGGAGGAGACUCUACAAGUGAAAGAUGGCGUGGUUAAAAAGCUCGACUUUGAUCAGGAGCACGUAAAUACAAACAUGCACGGCCUGGAUGUCAAAUCGGAGGCAGCAGGACCCGACAGCAGUAAACAGAUGGAGGUAAAUUCUGUGCAUGGAAACAGCGAGGAGGCCUGUGCACGUAAAGAAGUGAAUGGAGAACCUUUAGCAAACACUGACCUUAACAAUAAAAACAACUGUAUAACAGAGACAGUAGAAAACAGUGAAAAAACCCAGAAGUCAGAGACUUCUAAGAAACGUUCCUAUGAAGAAGUUGAGAAAGACAACGAACCGAGCGAAAGAGAGAGCAUGGAAGUAACCCAAAGCAAGACCAGUCCACUACAGGUGAAUGGAAAAACUCUGGUCGCAGACCCAAACGUGAACUCAGACCCGUCCACUCGAGACCAAGGUGAUGCCAAAGAGCCUGUCAAGUCUCUGAUGAAUGGAAACCUCUCACAAAAUGAUGCAUCUGAUAUAUGUCACCCACCUCCUAUGAAAGUCCCAAAAUUAGAGAACCAUGUUGGAGAGAAAGAAGACUCUGUGAGUAAGAGUGAGGAUGUGGCCAUGGACACUAAGGGGACAGUACCUGCUAUGCUUCAGUCCUCAAGCCCUUCUUGCCAGAAUAAUAAAAGUACAGAUAGUUGCUCUAGUGGUGAAGGUUUGAAGUCCUCUGUCACCACUGACGUCUCCAUGAAAGAGUCUCAGAAUGCCCUGACACCAGACACAUCCAGCAGCACUAGUAAGCCUGAUGUGCCUGCAGCAAGUAGCACAGUUCCCACCUCAACCCCCCAGCCUAGCUCUGGAGCAGCCGUGCCCCAGAAGACAAAACUUCCAGCUGCUGACACCAAAAUGGGCCCCUCUGGUUCAGCCGGCUCCAUGACCAUAAGCAAAGAGUAUUCCACCAAAGACAGAGUCAGCCUUCUCAGGUUCUCCAAAACCAAGAAGGCACGCUCAGGCACAGCCCUGCCAUCCUACCGCAAAUUUGUUACCAAGAGCAGCAAGAAGAGCAUCUUUGUCCUCCCGAACGAUGACCUGAAGAGGCUGGCGAGGAAGGCGGGCUUCAGAGAAGUUCCUAUCUUCAACUACGGUGCCAAGUCUGCUCCAGAUAUAUGGCCAUACCCUUCACCUCGGCCCACCUUUGGGAUCACGUGGAGGUACCGUCUCCAGACUGUGAGAUCGCUGGCAGGGGUCAGUCUGAUGCUGAGGCUGCUGUGGGCCUGCCUGAGGUGGGACGACAUGGCUGUGAAGCCCUCUGCUGCUGUAGGGACUACUCGAAAAGAAACGACAGAGACGGACAUCACCACGACGGAGAUAAUCAAACGAAGAGACGUGGGGCCUUACGGCAUCCGCUCAGAAUACUGCAUCAGGAAGAUCAUCUGCCCCCUUGGAAACAGAGACACUCCCAAAGAAACUCCCACUCCACAGAGGAAGGGCCUGCGCUCAAGUGCUCUGAGGCCUAAGAAGCAGGAACCCACUAAACUGACUGGGCCUGUUGCUGUGGAGACAUGGGUUCCUGAAGAGGAACUGGAGCUGUGGGAGAUCAGAGCCUUUGCAGAGAGAUUGGAGAGGGAGAAGUCACAGGGCGGUGAUCCCUCCAAGACCGGCAGUAGCCUGAAGACGGCAGAGGAGGUCAAGGCCCAUUUGGAGAACCAGCUGAAGCAGGCCAGACUGGCAGCCCAGCAGAAACGUCUCGAGCAGCAGAGACCGAGCACAACCGCCACCACCACCACCACAACGAGCACCACCACCUCAGCCAGCACUCCCAGCACCCCGGUGUCCAUGGGCCAGAAGACAAGUCAAAUAACAUCUGGAACCAAGAUGGUCUUGGCCUCCAAACUGAGCUCUCCAGUGUCAUUCCAGCAAGACAAGAACUUCCAUCAGUCCUUUGCUUCCUGGGUCAAGCAGGGUCAGGCCAAUAACGGCUCAGGUGUAGUGCAGCAAAAAGUCCUGGGAAUUUUCCCCUCUGGGCCUCCUGCAAACCUUAGGACAUACAGCACACUACAUCCUACAACUGGCAACAUCAAUCUCAGAGCCACAUCCUCCACCUCAACUACCCAACAACAGGCCACCACAGCAGGAGGCCAAACACAGCCCGGCACUGCAAUGAACCAGCCGCUUACCCCGUCUAACUCUGUGGGCACCACAGGGGUCAGAAGUUCAGCAGCUCAGCAAGGUCAGGUUCAGCAGACUGUGGCUCAGAUGGGCCUUGGCCAACCUACAGCCACAGCUGUACCUGGUUCUACACCUGUGCCAGCAGCUUUGGGUCCAAGAGCAGCAGGUCCUGCACCAUCAUCGUGUGCACCCACCACAGCUCCUGGACAGUCCCCUGCAGCUCCUCCACAGACGCAAAGACCGCAGCAGGGUCAAGUCAAACUCACUAUGGCACAGCUUAUGCAGUUAACACAGAGUGCACAGGGGGGAAACCCAGGUCUGACGGUGGUGAUCCAGGGUCAAGGCCAGACCCAGGGACAGCUGCAAAUCAUCCCACAGGGUGUAACAGUAAUCCCUGGCCCUGGCCAACAAUUAAUGCAGGCAGCAAUGCCCAAUGGCCAGGUCCAGCGCUUCCUCUUCACUCCGAUUCCACCAUCAUCUUCAGCUACAACUUCAGCUCCUACUCCUGCUGCACCCAUAAAACCUGCCACAGUACAGACCCCUCAAACCCAGAUGUCAACGCCACUUCAAGCCAGAGCCUCUGCGCAAGUCCAGACAACUCCCUCGUCUUUAGCCCAAAUACAAAUGGCAGCCCCUUUGCCUGCCCCAACACAUGUUGCAGGCCCAACACAGAUGCCAAAUUUAGCCCCCACUCCAGCUUCCGUACCUGUGCAAACCCAAGUCACAGCCCCUGUGCCUGCUCCCUCGCAAGUUGUAGUCCAGGCCCCAUCUCAAACACACGUUUUAGCGGCCGCCCCAUCACCUGUCCCUGCACACUCGCAAAUAUCCACUCCUGUGCCUGCUUUGCCACAAGUUGCAACCCACUCCUCCACACAGGUGUUACUCUCCACACCAGCUUCAACUGCACAGCCCCAACUGGCAAGAUCUGUUCCAGCCCCAUCACAAAAUGCAGGCCCACCUAUGUCUCAGAAACAGGUUUUCACCUCAGCUCCUUCACAAGCUGAUGUCCAGCCCAUGGUCCAAACCUUUGCCUCCAGCCUCGCACCCAGUUCACUCCCUACACAAACCCAAACUGCAGUCUCGCUACCAGUCCCAGGGCAGUUUGUCCCCAAAUCCUUAGUCCAGGCACAUGCCUUCAGUUCUGCCCCAGGCUUAACCUCCUCCCCAGUCCAGGUGCAUCCCACUGCUCCAUCUCCUGCUUUAUCCCCUGUACCAAUCAAAGCCGUUCCUCAGGUUGCUGCUGCUGCAGCAGCCAGUCCUAACUCUGUUCAGAUGCCAGUUUCUGCCUCUCUUCCUUCACCUGUCCAAGUUCCAACCCCUGCCCUUGCACCUGUUUCUGCUCCCGUCAUAGCUGUCGUGUCCACUCAAAUCACUGUCCCACCCCCAGCCAGGGCUCUUACUCAAAUCCAAGCCACAGGUCUUGUUCCCCUUCAUGCUGCUGUGGCAAAUGCUGUUGUCACACCAGUCACUGCCACCUCAACGACACCUUCAGUGCCAGCUUUGACAGAGCAAAGGGCAACUCAGCCCCCAGGAUGGACUCCCACCUCACCUCAAGCGCAGACUCCAGUUCAGCCAGCUCUACAGGUAGCAGAUCCUAUUCAGCCACCUGCCCUGGCCGCUGUACCCGCCUCUGCCCCGAUCUCCACUCACUCCCCCAUUACUCCACUGCCUCAAUCAUCCCUGACUCCUCAGUCUCAAGCACAAGUCCAGCACCCUGUGGUCGUGUCCGUGCAGCAGGUGGCUCAAAUGCCAGUCUCAGCAGUGCAGGUUCAUAUGAAAGGAUUACCAGUCUCCUCUGUUGUGACCACCAUGAGACCCACUCAGCCUCAGCUUCAGCCCCAAACCCAUCCUCAGCUUCAAACCCCCUCUCAAGGCCAAAUCCAUGCACAGGUUCAGGUCCAGCAGAUGCCACACAUUCAGGCUCAAGCGCAUCUCCAAGCACAACCUCAAAGUCACCCACAGGUCCGAGUUCAGUUUCAGCCACGGCCACAGAUUCAGCCACAAUCUCAGCCAUUACCCACAGGGCAAGUACCUCCUCUUGCUCAGAUUCAACCUCAGGUGCAGUUUCAAACCCAAACAAAAACCUUGCCCCAGGUUCAGGCUUCAACCCAGGCCCAGAUCCAACCGAGGGUCCAACCUCAGUACCACCACCAGGUACAAGCUUCAUUCCAAACGCAACCACAAGCCCAACCUCAGGCUCAACAACAGCCUCAGGUCCAACUGCAACCUCAGGUUCAGUCCCAGCCUCAGGUUCAGUCUCAGGCCCAAACUCAGCUUCAGCAGCAGCCUCAUAUCCAAGCCCAACUCCAUCCACAGGUUCAGGUUCAGUUCCAGCAACAAAGCCAGAUUCAAACUCAGGCCUCUCAGCAGCCGCAGGUUCAUAUUCAGUCACAAAUUCAAGCUCAAGUCCAAACCCAACCCCAAUUUCAAGUUCAGUCAUCGCAACCAACCCAAGUCCCACAACAGCUUCAGGUUCAAGCCCAGUCCCAAGUCCAAGCAAAGCUCCAAGUCCAGUUCCAACCUCAGAAUCAAUCUCAAGUUCAAUCACAACCUCAGAUUCAGGUCCAAUCUCCAAUCAGGCAUCAACUCAUCACAGUUCCAGGUCUCCAGCAACCAGUCCAGCUGCUAUCAGCUCUGCCACCCCAUGUUGCAGCCCAGAUCCAAGCCCAGAUCCAGGCGCAGGCACAGCAACAGGGUGGCACAGUUCCCCAGCAGAUCAAACUGCAGCUGCCAAUCCAGAUCCAGCAAACCGGGGGACAAAUUCAGGCCCACCAGAUCCAGAACAUGGUGACUAUACAGGCACCAGCAAGUGUCCAGGAGCAGCUUCAAAGGAUGCAACAGCAGCAACAGCAGCAGCAGCAGCAACAACAACAACAACAGCAACUACAACAACAGCAACUCCAACAAACACCAAAGAAGAAAAAACACCAUGAGACUAAAAGGGAACAGAAGGAGCAGAAUGUACAGGUGGUCAGCCCUGGAGAUGGCAUCCAAAAGCAGGUGGUAGUGAAGCAGAACGCAACAGCAGAACAGCUGAAACAGAGGAAGACCCUGGCUGCAGCUGAGCGAGAGGAGAACCAGAGAAUGAUCGUCUGCAACCAGGUGAUGAAAUUCAUCCUCGACAAGAUUGAGAAGGAUGAGAAGCAGGCAGCUAAGAAAAGAAAGAAGGAAGAGGUGGUGGAGCAGAAACGAUCCAAGCAGAAUGCAACCAAGCUCACUGCGCUCCUGUACAAGCACAAAGAACAUCUGAAGGCUGAAAUUCUUAAAAAGAGGGCCCUGUUGGACAAAGAGCUGCAGCUGCAAGUGCAGGAGGAGCUGAGGCGGGACAUAGCCAGGCUGCAGAGAGAAAAGGAGAAAGCUCGAGCUGCUAUUGCCCAGGCUGCUGCAGCAACAGUCAAGGCAGCCUCUUCCCAGUCUUCCCACUCCUCCCAUGUCUCUCACUCCGCACAUUCCUCUCAUAGCACGCACACAGCAACCUCACCGUCAUCAUCCCACAAGCGGAAGAGAGAAGAUGAGAGAGACAAAGACAGGAACAGGGAUAGAGACAGGCAUCACGACAAGAGUAAGAAACGGGACAGGGACAAGGACAGAGACCGAUACAAAGACAGAGAUAAAGACAAAGACCGGGAUCGAGAGAGGGAGAGGGAGAGAGACCGAGAUCGGGACAGACAUCGGGAAAGGGAGCGUGACAAGGACAGAGAUAGGGACAAAGACAAGGAAAGAGAUUCCAGCUCAUCAAAACACAAGAAGAAGAAGAAGAAGCUGUCUUCUACCUCAAAGGAUCACAAGAAGGACACCAAAUUGUACUGUAUCUGCAAAACGCCCUAUGACGAGUCAAAGUUUUACAUCGGGUGUGACUUGUGCUCCAACUGGUUCCACGGCGCCUGUGUUGGCAUCACGGAGAAGGAGGCCAAGAAGUUAGAAGACUUUGUGUGUAACGACUGUAAACGCGGUCAGGAGGGAGGAAGUAAUGAGGAGCUGUACUGCAUUUGCAGGACACCAUACGAUGAGUCACAGUUUUACAUAGGCUGUGAUCGCUGCCAGAACUGGUACCACGGCCGCUGUGUGGGCAUCCUGCAGAGCGAAGCCAAUCACAUCGACGUGUACGUGUGUCCGCAGUGUCAGUCGACAGAGGACGCCAUGACGGUCCUCACGCCGCUCACUGACAAAGACUAUGAAGGGUUGAAAAGAAUAUUACGCUCGUUACAGUCUCACAAAAUGGCGUGGCCUUUCCUGGAGCCAGUGGAUCCUCAUGACGCACCCGAUUAUUACCGCGUGAUCAAGGAGCCAAUGGACUUUUCCACGAUGGAAACCCGUUUGCAAAAGCGACAUUAUCACAAGCUCACAGAGUUUGUGGCAGACGUGACCAAAAUCUUCGACAACUGCCGCUACUACAACCCCAACGACACGCCCUUCUAUCAGUGCGCCGAGAUGCUCGAAGCCUUCUUUGUACAGAAGCUGAAAGGUUUCAAAGCGAGCAGAUUGUCAGAUUCUUAAGUGGGCCAGUCUAGCUGGAGUCUGGACUGGAUGCUGGGGUCUCUAGUAAUAAUGAUAUGAAAGGAAAACUAAAAGAAUAAAAAGAAAUGGCACAAGAACACACAAAAAAAAAACACCAAAUGUGCUUUCAUGUCAAUUUCACCAAUUGAAAGUUUUCUGGAACCAGUUGUGAUCAGGAUUUUCAGUGACAACACAAUGGCAGCCAUGUUGAUGCGUGUUAAUGAUGUAAUUGAGGGGCAUGCUGUCUUCACAUCCUAAACAUAGACUGUAAAUUAAAAAUGGAAGUAGACUCCAACUUCAACUUUAUAUCUGCAUUCUUUCUAAAGGCCAGCAGCUGAGUGACUUCUCCAGGUUACCAAAAAAAGGUCAGAUUGUAUAAAAAAACACUGAGUUUAUGGUUUCACUCACUAGUUUCAGGUUAUAUUGAAUGCAUUGUUAGUGUCAACGCUGACAAUAGUGAGGCAUGGUGACUACUUCCAUCUUUUAUACACAGUCUGUGAUCCCAAAUGAGGAUACUUGGCCUUUAUGAACAAUCAGUCACACUAACUAGGUUGUGUUCAGUAGGAUAUGCAUUUAAUUUCUCACUUGUAUUUAUUUCCGUUCUACACCCGAGUUGAAUUGGGAAUGUUAACUAAACUAUAUAAAGCUGCAUAUUUUAAUACAGAGAGAUAUUUAUAAGACGUUUUUGUAUGUUGCCUCCAUCCUUGAGUUUGAUUUUCCUGGCUGUUAAGGUGGUUGUCUUGAAUGUAAAUAUUUUUUUUUUUUUUAAAUCAUGUACAGCGAUUGUAAGAUAUGACUGUAUUUGACUGUUUUAAAUAAUUUUAGAUAGUAUUAUUUUAUGAGACUAAAAUGUACUUGGAGGAGUGAGGUGUUAGAGCUUCCCUUGUUCCUCACUUGACAAAGUAAACCUCAGUUUGUAGUUGUGGAAGUUUUCUUCACUAAUAAAAAGCAUUCCCAGUUAAUUACACCAACAUGGCUGCAGGAUCUCAUGCAGACCCCUUUGCAUCCUCUGUCUCUGUCUGAUCACUGUUGAGCAAUAAGCAAACUUGCGAAGGGCUCUCAACUUUCCCCUCUCUCCACAUUCUGUAGGUCUCAUAACAACAAGCUUCAGUCUUCUUCAGCCUCUUAGGAAACAUCGCACAUUGCGCAAAACAAAAAUGCACUUGCCAAGAAUAUGGCUUUUCUGAACUGUAACUCUGUGAUGGACUCGGCCUCACCCUGUGUUUGGGGUUUGCUCCUCUUGACUGCUGCAACAGGAGUAGGAGGGUGGGUGGGUGGUUGGGGGUGCUGGACAACCAGCACUUGCUGCUUUCACAGGAUUUAUUUUCCAGGCAGAGCUGCCCUCUGCUCACUUCAGCUGGGACCUGUUUUAUGGACCUGCUUUCAUCAGAGGAGCAAGAACAACUGAGGCAUUUCAGAAGAAAGUUUACCUCGGAGAAAAGACUCUUAUGAGCUCUCAUAUUUCCAUGUACUUUAUUUUAUUUUAUUUUUUUUUUGAUCUGAGUCUUUUUAUUUUUUUCUUACUUGGAUGAAUUAAAAAAAAAAAAAAGUCCCUCAGGCCAUUCCUGUGGUCAUCAUGUCCAAUGUAAUAGAAACUGAAUAAUGGCAUACAAAUGGUUAGGUUUUACUGAGCAACAUGUAUCGAGAGUUUUGUGUCCAAAUUCAUAUAUCACAGUGGAGCAAUGUUUUUCUCCCAUUUCCGCUCAUUGUUUAGUCUGAUGUGGCAUGAAAGACCGUUUAAGUACUAAUUAUCUGGCCAUCGGUUGUCUGCUUGGUUAAACUUCUAUAACCUACUGAAAGUAAUAAGCUAUUGUAAAUGAGUUGCUUUGAAGUAGUGACUGACAGAGAAGGUUGAUGUAUUUGAAGGUUCCUGCCCUGUUUGUAAAAGAAAAACCUCCAGAUUUUUUUGACUUGAUUUUUCUUUUCCUUUUUUUUGUAUUACAGCUGAAGAAAUAUUGAUGUAUAUGGAACUUAAUAAAACAGAAAAGAACGA